This is a messenger RNA of Sinocyclocheilus rhinocerous, 3398 nucleotides long. RefSeq names its product solute carrier family 45 member 3-like. The transcript is spliced from 7 exons. The coding region runs from base 558 to 2411 and encodes 617 amino acids. The record is from RefSeq and is a predicted model, not a curated record. Gene Ontology annotation, cellular component: membrane. Gene Ontology annotation, molecular function: sucrose:proton symporter activity. NCBI's taxonomy places the organism in Eukaryota, Metazoa, Chordata, Actinopteri, Cypriniformes, Cyprinidae.
UCCAUGUAAUAAAAUCGCCAUUGUCGUGUUACAAAUAAGUAAAAUUAGAAAUUCUUGCAAAUUCAGGCACUUGGAUGAAAACGGUCCCUGUGCCUAAAGUAAAAUACGGAACCGGCUCUAAAAACGAAGAAGAAAGUGAAAUUCCGUGCAAUUUUUUAGGUGGUUCUUUGGUUCUCUUCUUUGGUGGUUGACCUGAGCUCAAUGGGAGGAUUUAACCCAUCCGCUACAUCUCCCUGGUCCGUGCAGUGAUUCAUGCCUUUUUUCCAGGAUUAUUCCAGCACGUCACUGAGUCCUUCCCACAAAGUUGGGAAACAGCGGCGCGUCCGUGGAAGCGAGCGGACACACGAGAGCCGCGUCUGGAAGAUCAAGAAUGCUGAAGACGCAAUGGAUCCCCUAGUUCAUUUGAGCCCACUGAGAGUCCGAAUCUCUGCUCUCCCGCACCCCACGCGCCCACCUCAUCCCUGGGCACCCGACCCUGCGCCUUUCGCCAUCUUCUGGAAGAGUGAGUAGUUUUCUCACCGACACACGGGAGAAAGGUGAACCCUUCCUGUGUAAAUAUGACUGGAUGGAGGUCUCAGUGGCGUCUGGUCCUGCUCAACUCGCUGACAUGUGGCCUGGAGAUCUGCGUGGCGGCUGGGAUCACCUACGUGCCCCCUCUGUUGCUGGAGGCUGGCGUGGAGGAACAGUACAUGACGAUGGUUUUAGGUAUUGGACCUGUCCUGGGACUUCUCUUCAUCCCCCUGAUUGGCUCAGCCAGCGAUCACUGCAACAGCAGCUACGGUCGACGGCGACCCUUCAUAUGGCUGCUGUCAUUGGGAGUUCUCCUAGCCCUUUUUAUCAUACCGCAUGCUGACGUGUUGGCUGCCAACCUGAGCUGGGGCAGCACCCGCCGCAACCAGGCUCUCCAGGUGGGCCUGCUCAUCCUAGGCGUGGGCCUAUUGGACUUCUGCGGACAGGUGUGCUUUACGCCACUGGAGGCGUUACUCUCGGACCUCUACCGUGAACGGGAUGACUGCGGACAGGCUUUCGCUAUGUUCUCCUUCAUGGUAAGCCUUGGAGGUUGCAUAGGCUAUUUGCUACCCGCCCUGGACUGGAGCGGUGGGCUCCUUUCCUUCUACCUGGGUGGUCAGGCUGAGUGCUUGUUCUCCCUCCUCAUCUUCAUCUUCGUGGUCAGCGUGUUAGUGACCAUGAAGGUGUCCGAGGAACCCUCAUCCACCCUGGAACCGGUGCUGUUGGAGCCCGGAGGGUGUUUUCCGCGCUCAUGCUGCUAUCUGUUUCAGUGUAAGCUGCGGGCUCUGAAGUCCGGCCCACUCAUGUGCCUGCUCAGGACUUGCUGGUCCAUGACACCGGCCAUUUAUCGCAGCUACUGCCACGUGCCACGUGUCAUGCGACAGCUGUGUUUGGCGCAGCUCUGCAGCUGGAUGGGUGUCAUGUCCUUCAUGCUCUUCUACACAGAUUUUGUCGGCGAGGGACUGUACGAAGGAGUUCCCAGCGCCGCUCCGGGUACUAUUCUCAGGCAACGCUAUGAUGAAGGUAUCCGUAUGGGCAGCCUGGGCCUGUUCCUGCAGUGCGCUACCUCAACCUUCUUCUCGCUGGUCAUGAGCAGGCUGGUGCAUCUCUUUGGGUCCAGGGUGGUCUAUUUGAACAACGGCCCUGGAGAUCUCAACCACAAGAGUGACAUUUCCAAUGGGCAUGUUUCUUACAGUAGAGAUGAACCAGAGUAUUACCCACCUCUGCAUCAGAACGGUGCCGCCCUUGGUUUGGAGUCAGAGGAUUUUGAGAAACGUGGAGUGGGACUAGACUUUGCCAUUCUGGACAGCACCUUCCUUCUCUCUCAGGUCUUCCCUACCCUCUUCAUGGGCAUGAUCGUCCAGUUCACAGAGUCCGUCACCACGUACAUCGCCUCCUCUGCCAUCUUUAGCGCCAUUGGCAUCUAUUUUAUAUAUUUGUUACAUAUGUCUCACUUGCUUCUCAUCACUAACUUCCUUCAGGUGUACAUGCAAAACAGCAAAACCAAAAAAACGCACACAAAUGGAUUCACCAUCGCAAGGGAUUCUGUUUGUCUGACACUAGACAACGGCCCUGGAGAUCUCAACCACAAGAGUGACAUUUCCAAUGGGCAUGUUUCUUACAGUAGAGAUGAACCAGAGUAUUACCCACCUCUGCAUCAGAACGGUGCCGCCCUUGGUUUGGAGUCAGAGGAUUUUGAGAAACGUGGAGUGGGACUAGACUUUGCCAUUCUGGACAGCACCUUCCUUCUCUCUCAGGUCUUCCCUACCCUCUUCAUGGGCAUGAUCGUCCAGUUCACAGAGUCCGUCACCACGUACAUCGCCUCCUCUGCCAUCUUUAGCGCCAUUGGCAUCUAUUUUGCCACCCACAUCAUCUUUGACCAAAAAGACCUCAGAAGCUGAAAGAAACCGUAAUUAUGUCAUGUUUGAUUUGAGGAUUAAUUGUGCAUUCUCAGAUCUCUAUGGGACCCAUGGACACAUCAAACUGAACUUGAUGUAAUUCCUAUUGUGUUUUAAAGACUUUUUGUAAAGAACUAUUUUAUUGUAUAUAUAUUUUUAUAUUGAUAAUAUAUACAUAUAUUUAUAUCCCUAUGGGAAUUUAUAAGCAACCCAUUUUGGCGAGGUCUGUAUUUAUGUAGUACUUUAACCUUGUUUGACUUGUUUGUCAAACAAAAGUGUCUUAAUUGUAUUUAAUUUUAUUUUUUUCUUGAAAUCUUGGUCAUUAGACAAGACUAAUAGCACAAUAUUUUCAUGUAUAAAAUCUCAAUCUGGUGUUCAAAUGACAAUUUGGCAUAUUUUUCAAUAUGACUUUUCUAUUUUGUGGCUGUUACAGUAAGUUACUUUUACAAAACUGUAACAUUUUUAUUGUUUUAUUUGAGUUAUGCAUCUGUAAGUACACUCACCGUUGGUCAGAGAGUGUGUGUGUGUGUGGAGCUUUGUGUAUGAGUGCUAUGGGGUGUGACAUUGUGAAAGGUUUUCCAAAUUCUCAGGAUAAACUUGCUGUCCAGUUGAAAAAUCAUCAGUCCAGUCACAACACAAUGAACUACUAAAAGAGUUACUGAUAUUUUAAAUGCUGAGAAUUUUUUGGUUGAUUAUUUUGGAUGAAUUAUUUAAAGUGGUGAACUGUCACAUCUAAUGCAGUAUGUCUAUUGUUUAUAGCUUGAAUUCAGAUAUUUUUUUCCUGUGUGAUUUGCAUCAAACUAAUGCCAUGGGCAAUUUUGUUUUACUGGUAGGUUUCAGAUGAUGUCAUGCUGUGUUGCUUUAUGCCUGGUUGUCCCCUCAAUAGUGACAUACAUUAAUAAUUUUUACUAUCCAAUAAAUUCCCAAUGGAUAAUAUACUUUACAUUUGAUUAAAUAUUUAUGAUAUUAGAGGAAAAAACGAUUGCAGGC